GUCUUUUUGAAAUCUUUUUCAACGGAAAUAAAAAUUGUUGUCAUACUAAUGAAGAAUUAUUAUAGUCAUUAUAAACCAUAUAAUUUUUCACAUUUUUCGUAUCUUCUAACUUCAUUUCUACUUGCAGUCAACAUCUUUUAACAAUAUUCGAAUUGAAUGACAUUCAAAAUUAUCACUUAUUGAAAAUAUUGGAAUAAUGAAUUUUCCGCUGUAACACAUGGCACUUUUUCCCAAUAAACGUGAAGUACUAUAUUCGAGAUAUCUACUCCUAAGCAAUUUUCAAAGACGUAAGCCAAGUCCCCUCUAUAAUAUAAAAAAACAGAUAGAUCAAAAUUGUCUUUUUGGGAGAGAACUUACUUUGAAAAUACACUUCAUUAUUCUCAUGCAAUUAUUGAUUUGAUCUAUAUUAGUUGACUAAACAACAACUGAAGUUCAAGGGUACUCAGAAAUAUUUUAAAUCUGAUUUUGGUACAGAUGAUCAUGUUGAGUUUUUCAUCUCAAUCAAGUAGUAACAUUAUUAACAAUAUAGAGAAUGGAUCAAAUACUGUAUUGUCAAUAAAUACUACUGUACUCAUAAAAACAAAUAACCAAUCAACUAAGUCUUCUAAAUCUAUGGCUAACACGACCGAUUCACUUGAAUGGGCACGUAUACAGUUUACUAUACUACCUGUUCUAUCCUUACUUAUAGGAUGCAUAGGAAUAAUUGGAAACUGUUUAAAUUUUCUUGUUUUACAUGCUUAUCCAACGUCUCAAGUGACAUUUGGAGGUGAAUGUACAGCACGUGUAAAUUUACUUGGUCUAGCAUUGGCUGAUUUUCUUGUUUGUUUAACAUCUUUACCAUUGGGCUAUGUUCAACGACGUUAUACAAGUCAUAAUUUUAUGCUUUAUUACACUAUUUAUGGCCCUGGGCUUGUGACAUAUUUUCUAACCGUUAGUGUUUGGAUGGUAUUACUAAUGAGUAUUGUACGCUACCUGGUAGUUUGUCGACCUUUAGCCUCUCGUGCAUGUCUUACAUCACGUCAUAUGUUACAUAUUAUUACUCUGUUGUAUUUGCUGGCAUUGCUUUUUCAUAUCCCAUCAUUUUUAACAUAUACAUAUAGUGAAGAAAAGGUUAGUCAUAAAAGACUGUUAAAUUCAACAAUACAACAAUCAGAACAACAAACUCAUCGAAGGAGUUAUCCAACAAAUACAAGCAGAACACAUUUUAACAAAACCGAAAAACAUAAUCCAGUGACAAUAUUUGUUAUCGAACGUGAGAUCUGGAAGACUGAAAGUAUACGAAUAGCAUAUACUGUUAGUCAAAUAAUCUUGACAAAUAUCGGCCCAUUUAUUGGUGUAGUUAUAACUAAUGUCUCGGUGAUUAGAGCGUGUCGUCAAAGUGACGCAUGCAGAAAAUCAUAUACAUAUGAUUCCCAUAAAACAUUUGAAAAAUGUAAUAAUAAUAAUGUGACUCAGGAACACUCUAGCACACAAACAAAAAUACAAAAACGUUAUCUUCAUUAUUUUCAAAGAGAUUCGAAUAAUACACACCAACAACAUGUGGGUACUGGUAGCUGGCGUACGAACUCACAAGGCAAAUCAUCAGCUCAGCGUUUACAACAAAGAGCCACAAAUCGUGUCACUCCAUUACUACUUGCAGUUAUCAUAGCAUUUCUACUGUUCACUGCACCAUUCGGUAUUGUACAUUUUGCUUGUCUCCAAGUAAUGAGCGAAAUGGGUUCCCUUGUUCGCCAUGACAGAAAUGCUCGUAUACUAUAUAUGACAUUAAAUUUAACAGUAGAAUGGACUAAUGUGGUUCAAUUGCUGGGAUGCGCAUCAAACUUUUUCCUCUACUUUCUAGUUUCUACAACGUUUCGUCGUACGACUAAACGUCUUUCCCAACGUUUUUAUAGAAAUGUACGUGAGUAUAAAUGUCCGAACAUCUUAAAAAUGCUAUGCUCAGAUUCAAAAGAUUCUUCAUGGAAUUCAGAUACAAGAACAAAUGAGCUACGUAGGAAAUUAGCUGAUAAUUUAGAUAAACAAUUUCAUCCUCAAGUCGUUCCAACUUCUAACUGCCAACAUAACGAAAAUCAAUGUAAACUUGGUCACACUUCCAACAACAAUAACAAUCAAAUUAUUAUUUACAAUAAUAAUAAUAGUAAUGAAAAUGAUAAACGGGUUCGGAAUUCAGUAAAGCUACAAUUUUGUCGUUUAAAUCGUAAACGUUCAAAGAGUACGCAAAGUCAAACACUGAACACUAAAUCUCCUAACAUCAUUAAUCCUUUGUGUUGUAUCAAUGAUGAUUUUCUUGGUAUACAUACAAGUCCAAUUCCAUGUAUCAAUUCAUCAAUUUCAGAUAAAAUAUCUUGUAGCUGUGUUGGUUUUCAUGAAGCUCAUUAUAAAUAUCUAAUGAACACAUCCAUUUUGGCUAGUUCCUUAAGAGGGUUAGCAAUCUGUCCCGAAUGUGCACAUGUUGUUGGAGGUUAUGCUUCAUUACCAGAAAGUAAAUCAUGUUUAUUAAAACCUUGUAGUAGUACAAACAGUAAAAACAAUACUCAUUGUUUGAAUAAUACAACAACAAAUACAUCAGAAACCCUAGGAAUAAUACCAUUAGUUUCUGAUAAGCGAAAUAUUUAUAAACACUAUGGAAAUCUAAAUUAUUCAGUAAACAAUGUUAAUAAAAUUACUAUCGAGAAUGAUAACAUGAAUAGUGAACGAACAAAUAACUCUUAUAGUUUACCUGUUCAAAGUGCAUCAAACUGAAAAUUAGAAUAAAAUUAAAUCAUCAUCAAUAUACAUUCACUAUUAGAUUUAUGAGUAUAUUUUACAACUAGUUUUGUUGUUAAUAGUAAUAAGGCACUAAAUAUAGAAUACCAAUCUAUUUUUUGAGAUUAAACUGUUUUAUUAAUGUUUUUUUCUUUUUUUAUUAUUGAAAAGUGAUUUAAUUAUUUACCAUUGUUAAAACAACUGUUGAAUAAAUAACGACUUUAACAUACUACAACACUGAUAGGUAUAUACAUAAAUAAUUGUAAAAUUGUAAAACAAACUAUCUGUACGGAAAAAAACACAGAAAAAAAUUAACUUCGUUAUAUCUUCAUCUCAUUUAUUAGCUAUGUGUUUAACUUUAUUGAACCAUUUCCAGAUAACAAACAAAGAUGAUGACUUCCUUACCUGUGCUCAAUUCGUAUUUGCAUAAUACUAAUAAUAAUAAUAAUAAUAAUAAUAAUAAUAAUAAUAAUAAUAAUAACAAUAAUAUGCCGUUCCAUUGUAUAUUCUGUAUUAUUCAUAAAUCUGGAAUUAUAAAACUUUUUUUUCGAAAACGAUUGCCUAUUUUAUCUUGAGGUUGAACUUGCCUGUUUGGAACUAAACAUGGUCACAUACUUAUAGGUAUUUCUUUUAAUUUGAAGAUAGUAUCAAGGAAUGAUUUAAAAUUAAAGAAAAUUUAUUACAAAUUAUAAUUCAGUGUAUUAUCGUUUUAUGAUUAUUUGAGAAAAAUAAUUUCAUAUGAGAUUGAGCUCACAAUCUAACGUCUCUAGUAUUUCCCAUUCCUCAUGAAGCGGAAUACAGUGGACCAUAUUUGACAGAUUUAAUUAACUGGACUACAAUGCUACUAACAUCCGAUGUCAUUGUUUUAUAUUUAUCUGACUUUGUUGGUUUCAGCGGUGACAUUUCCGUUAUAUAAAUUUCAGGGAUUCAUCCCAAGGCUAUUAGCUGAAGCAGCUCGUGUUUAGAUAGAUCCAAUGAACAUUGAAGCUCACUAUGCACUAUUUUUAUCCUCAUCAACCAGAAAUAUGAUGCAAAAUGGUAAAUUAUGAUUCAUUAUGUGUUAACAGACUCUGAUUUUUGAGGGUUUAUAGUAAAUAUUUUUUCCUAACAAAAUAUCUACCAUCUAAAUUUUCCUGGAACAGAAUCUUUCACUUGAAUUGUAAUUCAUCAUCAUGGAAAAUCAUAUGCUUUAUUCAGCUUUACGUUAUCUAAAAAACUUAAAAUAUUUUACUAUGGUUUCAGUCUUGUUUCCAGCUAAUUGUUGAGGUUGUCUUGAAAUAUUUUCACUUUCUAAUGUUUUAUGAACGAAUAACAUUCAUGGUGCAUGCUUCCUUUUAUCCACUGUUUAAUACAGAACUGUUAAGCUGUGUACAAAUUAUUUAUUAUUUUUCAUCAAUUCAGAGUCGGUAUAGUUUUACAGAAGAUAAUAUAUUAAAGUUAGUUACAUUUAA
Molecule: messenger RNA, 4196 nt
Organism: Schistosoma intercalatum
Lineage: Eukaryota; Metazoa; Platyhelminthes; Trematoda; Strigeidida; Schistosomatidae
Source: the annotation of a GenBank genome assembly